UUGUAAUGAUGUCUCUGAAAGGCUCUGGCUCGCAGGAGAGGUGGCCGCUAGACGAGCGUCACUCUGUUCGUAAAAAUCCCAAGACAGGAGUGGUGGAAGACAUGCCGGAAUUGCACCCAAAUUUGAUAUCGACAGUGGAAUUCUUGUGCUAUCGUCCACCUCCUAGUGAUGUUGCGGAUGAGACAAGUAUUGAUGAAUGGAGUGAGGAGCUGAAUCUUAUUAAUGAAGAUCUUAAGUGGCUACUCAGUCAGAAAUACAGCCAAUUUUGGUGUCAGGUUAUAUUUGAUGACUCACUCAAGUCUUUCCUUGACUCCUAUCUGUUAGCUGCACCAAGAUCAUGGCCUAGCUUAUCGUUACCGUCUCAUGUGCAGGCUGUGCACGAGAGUGUUCAUAGACGUGUGUUUAUGGUGUUUCUAAGAAUGACAACAAACAGGGAGAACCAGGAUGACUUUCUUUCUGAUGAAGCGUUUGGUGACAUUUUAUAUGAAAACUUUCUACUUGACAUUCCCAAAAUGAUGGAUCUGUGUAUUUUAUAUGGAGGAAAAGAAGCUCAACAUGCAAACACUCAACUGCUGACAAAGAUGUUGACUAAUGUCUUUAUGAAGCAGCCAAAAUAUACAGAUGAUUUAGAGCAUUCUGCUCAAGGAAUUUUGCUGGUUUUUGGUAAGCUGAAAGAGCGAGUUCUCAAUGAACGAGAUCCAAGCCAGAGACAAGGAAAGAGUGGUGACCUAAUUCAUAUAGCUGAAAUUUGUGACUAUGUGAUUGAUAUUGGACGUACACUUUUGGCAUUCAUGUAUGUUUACAAUCCAUCAGCACAAGUCUUUUAUAGUGCUGGCUUUACCAGAGAAAUUGUUGAGUUGUAUGAAGCUGUGGUACCUUCAUUGGAAGUUUUGCUUUUCAGCAGAUGUCAAAGUUCAGUAUCUGUGUUGGGUGGACUAAAAAGAUCUCUCUCUAGAGCAAAGAGAAGCAUGGUGGAAGUGUUCUAUCAUCUCUUUCAUAUAUGCCUCUUGUCUCAGGCAAAAGAUCAGUUGUCAGUUGAAGUGCAGGUAAAACUGAAGGAAGAAGUGUUCAGUGUAAUUUCAUUGCUGUUGUCAUCUCAAAGUUUUGUUUCUCAUUAUGACAAACUCUAUCCAGUAGUUGAACAACUGCAGUUUCUGAAAACACACGUGUUGCACAAUGAUAUGGAACAGGUUGAAUAUUUACAGCAAAGUAUUCAAAGUCUUGGUCUCACAAGUCAUGAAGUUGCUGGGAAAUCUUCUAGUUGGGCAGUUACUUCUGCUGUGGGGCAAGAUGCUGAUUUACAAAUCUUGAAAGAAGUCAGCGUUUCAGCAAGUGUGACUACCACAGCAGCAGCAGCAACAGCAAUGGCAGCUGUUCCAUCAGAGGUUGAGAUCAACGUAAUGAUCAGUCAAGUUCAAGAACUUUUGCCUCAUUUAGGCACCGGCUUUAUUGAGACUUGCCUUGAGGAGUUCUCGUGGGACCCAGAAUGCACUAUUGAUGCUUUGCUGGAAGGCAAACUAUCUAUUAGGUUACAGAGUUUAGAUCAACAAUUGCAAAGGGCUCCUCGUGCUGUAGAACGAUUAUCAAAAGAAGAAAAGAAGGUUGUGAAGAGUCCUCAGAGGAACAUGUUGUCUACAAGACGCAAUGUUUAUGACAAUGAUGAGAUGGAUGUAUUUCAACACGAUAGUAUCAAUUUAUCUCGUGUCAUGUUUAAGGAACGAGAUCGUGAAUCUGAUGCUCUCAAACUUCUUGAUGAUAAAUCACUAGUGACAUCAAUACGUCAUCGUUACGUGGACACUUUGUAUGAUGAAUAUGAUGAUGAAUAUGAUGAUACAUACGAUUCAACAUCUGCUGCUCCAAAUAUGACAGCAACUGAAACAUCUGAUCUCGUUGUUAGAAGAUUAAAUGAAAAAGUCCCACUCUUUCGUUAUGUGGAUGAGUCUGAUGAUGAAGAGACAGAGCAGGAGCAGGGUCCGGUCAAGGCAUCCUCUGAAAGUGAGAAACAGGACCAGCAGAAACAGCAACAACAGCAAAAGCAACAGCAUCCACAAGGCAGAACACACCAUAGCAAUGCUGGUUCCAGCCAACGUAAAGGCAAAAGCACUGGACUGUCAUCGUCAGGCCAAGAACAAAGAGAGAGAGCCUACAAGGAAAAACACAAGGGCUCUUUUUCCAAUCACAGCCGUAAAAUGGCAGCACAAAAGAAACACAGCAAAGGAAUGGGAUUUUCACGAUAAAUUGCAAUACCAAACGGCUGUACGUAG
Messenger RNA from Corticium candelabrum, 2264 nucleotides. RefSeq names its product activating signal cointegrator 1 complex subunit 2-like. Gene Ontology annotation, biological process: regulation of DNA-templated transcription. NCBI's taxonomy places the organism in Eukaryota, Metazoa, Porifera, Homoscleromorpha, Homosclerophorida, Plakinidae. The record is from RefSeq and is a predicted model, not a curated record. The transcript has 20 exons. Bases 6 to 2237 code for a protein of 743 amino acids. Gene Ontology annotation, molecular function: ubiquitin binding.